CUUAUUCAUAGAUAACGCUGAGAGCGAGCAAAAGCUCAACUAAAUAAAGCGCAGCUUUGACCCAACAGUAGCAGCAGUUAACAUCAGAGAUCUUCACAGCUUAUUCACAACUAGAAGCUCAAAGGUUGCGGACGAUAACGACAAUACACCAAAACAACGGUAAAAUGUUGAACUUAAAGCAUUUAUUGUUAGUGAGUCUGUUUUAUAUGGCACACGCUGCGGAUUCCGAUAUAACAAAAUUUAUGAAGCACCUGGAAGUAAUACCUGACGUAAUCGCGGAAGGACCAAAAGACUUUUUAAAAGUGAGCUUCGACAGCGGUGUAGUGGCCGAUAAGGGCGUAGAGCUGACUCCGACACAAGUAAAGCACCAACCGAAAGUGGAAUGGAAUCCUGAAUCGACUGAUACCUUCUACACACUAAUUAUGACCGAUCCGGAUGCUCCUAGUCGUGCUAAGCCUGAGAUGCGCGAAUGGCAUCAUUGGUUGGUGGUCAAUAUUCCCGGCAAUAGUUUGGACAAGGGUGAAGUACUGUCGGCAUAUAUUGGUUCUGGCGCACCGAAGGACACAGGAUUGCAUCGUUACGUAUUCUUGCUCUACAAACAACCAAAGAAACUGGAAUUCACUGAAACUCAUCUCACGAAUACAAGUGCUAAGGGUCGUGAGAAUUUUUCAACAAAGAAUUUCGCUGAGAAAUAUGGACUAGGCGCACCAGUUGCUGGAAACUUCUUCCAAGCUCAAUAUGAUGAUUAUGUACCGGAACUCUAUAAGCAAUUAGGAUUUUAAAGUUGCACUUGAAAUGGCCCAAGUCGAACGGUUAAAGAAAAUACUUGUUUAGAAAUAGUUUUUUUUUGUUUCUUCUAUCGGUUCGAGCCGUUAAGCCAGUUUCACACACAAACAUACAAAUCUUAUUUUAUGCACCUACUCGCCCACUUAUAUAAACAAAUAUGCACGUAUGCGUCUAGGUUUGUAUUUAGCUGCAUAUUCACAUUGAUUAACAGUUUCCAAAGUAGUGCAUAAAUUAUAAUUUGAAUAUUUAUGAAAGUAAGAAGUGAUGAAAGUGAAAAUAUGGAUUGGCUGGUUGGAAACAAGGUGCUGGCUUAAUAGACAAGGUCAGCGGCGGUCUGCUUAGUAGACGACUAUUAAUGAGCAAACCCAAGAGUUAUUUAAGCGGCUAUUAAUUGCGAAACUGGUUCAUAACGUAAUAGAUCUUAUAAGCCUAUAUAUGACAAAUCGGCAUGUAUUUUUAGUAUACACACAUUAUAUUUAAUUCACUAUCUCCAGAAAAAAUAAAAACAAUUUAAAAAGCGCAAA
Molecule: messenger RNA, 1310 nt
Organism: Bactrocera tryoni
Lineage: Eukaryota; Metazoa; Arthropoda; Insecta; Diptera; Tephritidae
Product: protein D3-like
Exons: 2
Coding region: 165-782 (205 amino acids)
Source: RefSeq, a predicted model, not a curated record